GGAGAAGCCCUUUCUCGUCAGGACGGAGCCGGCGCGCGCAAGGACUCCUGAGCGAAAGGGCAGCCGUUGCAGCGAAGGGCGAACAGGCCAAUCUAGAGAAGAGCGGCGGCGCGCGGGCUGAGGAGAGGAGGGGGGGUCGCUUCCUGGAUGCGGAAGGGAGCGGAAGCCAUCGCCGUUCUGAGCGCGGCUCCCCCUCCCUCCCCUCCCCGGCUUUUGCCAGCGCGCGCGCGCGCUCUCUCCCCGCUCUCGCGCGCCUCGUCCCCUCAGGGAGCAGCUGUUCUGUGGAGCUGCGCCACCUCCCCUUCCGGAAGGGGGCGCUGUUCCUUCGGCUGCCGCGCCGCGCCUCCUCCCAUGAGGCUCCCCUGGCGGAGGCCGGGGCCUGCGCUGAGGUGGGGCGGGAGGCGGCCGUGGCCGCGGCGGCUGCUGCUGCUGCUGCUGCCUUAGGUCGAUGCCUGCUCGCUUGCUCGCCUGCCUGGGGCGGAGAAGGGCGGCGGCUGAGCGGGGAGGCCAGAUGAGGAGGCGGCGGAGGAGGCCGCUGCUGCUACCGCCGCCGCCGGGUCCCCUCAGCCCCACCGGCCUCGCCAGGUAAAUGCAUCACAGGUGAGAGGGCUCACAGGUGCGUUUGUGGGGCCGAGUUUGCGCCGGCUGCUGAGCCUCGUUUCCAGCCCCCGAAGUUGAGCCUUGGGUUAUGUGGCGUGGGGUGCCUCUGGGCGCGUCCAGAGUGCCGCUAGACGGAUAAUCCCUCAGGCUGCGGAGCAAACGGCGAUUUUGCAGCAGGCACUUGUGUCCAAGGAGGGAAAGCGCCCAGAGAUGGAGAUUUAACGGGAUAGUCGCAGCAGGAGCCAGGAUUUCUAGCAUGCUAAGUCUUGGGAAGGGUCGAAGGCAGGCAUUGAAGCUCAGAGUCUGCUUUGCACGCAGAUGCUUCCAGGUUCUCAAUCCCUGGCGUGUUCAGGUGUUGGGGAGGAUUUCUGCCUGAAAUACAUAGUGAACUAGACGUGACUUGGUUUAAGUCAGCUGUGUAUUUAUUAAACAGCUUCCCAACGGGAGAGGAUGGUACAUUAAACACUGGGAGUUGGCAGGAUCAUAAAUGAUAAAAUGGUGUAACGUAUAUGUGAUACUGAUGGGUUAACUUUAUUGGAAUGCCAAACAAAAGGUGAUAACUGAUGCUCUUUUUCAUUGCUGUAAUAUUGCAGCACUAUGUUGAGAGACGAGGUGUGAGAAUAAUUAAAAUAAUUUGUGGUUUGAAAAGCAGAAGCUGGCAGUACAGUCAUUCCAUAUUGCCUGUUGGCUUUUUAUUCACUGUAAUUUCUAGCACUCUCCCUAGUCUGUAUCAAGAGGUAUGCAUAGCUGGUUCUCAGCAAGCACACAACACACUAAAGAUGCUGUGCCUUUCAGCUGUAACAGUGCCUUCCCACAGAGUGUUCACCCCACCUCAGGUUUCACAAUCCCUUUUGGAAAUGCAGUCUGCUUCUCAUAUUUGCUGUUAAAGUUGUAGUUAAGUUGCCUGAUUGAUGGACUUGCUGCUUUGGUCCCUACACAGGGAGUUUACAAAUUAGGUUGCACCCAUGCCAUGCACUUCAAGCACUUUUAUGUCACUUUUACAUAAUUCACCAUUCAUUUUAAGGGUGGUGGAGGGAAAGAACGUCACCCGUAAUGUACAGAAAAUAAUUGUUUUCUUAGAAUGGCAAUGGCACCCACCUGAGAGGUGCCAGAACUGAAUUCUGGCAAGUUCUGGCUGAAAAAAAGAACUGUCUAAAGGCAUUUAUUUUUGCAUGAUUUUUUUUGCCUUAUAUUGCUUAGAGCCGGUGUUUCCCCCCCUAGAAAAUAGGUGCCGGUACUUGCCAUGAAGUUGUUACAUUAAGUGCCACAGUUUUUAAACAACAACAAAAAGGGUACUGUGUACCCUUGAGUACCCCUUGAAAAAAAGCACUGCUUAGAGCAGUUUACAACUUUCACAAGAAACAGUUCAACACUGGAAACAAAAAGUUCAUUAAAGACAUACAGUAUGUUGGUGAUGCAAACUAUGACCUUAAGGCCACAAAAAAGUGAUGUCUUAAACACUUUGUGGAUACUGUUAAGUCAUUGAUCCUUGUCCAUAUCAGCAGUUUUGAAGAGUUGUGGAUGGAUGUGAUACAUCUUCAGGUUUUUGUGAAGGCAAGUGCAGAACAUUGAUUUCUUUUCAAGAUUAUCACAGAGAUUAUGCAGGUGCAGGGAGUUUUAGAGCAAACUGAGAAAACUGUGGGAAAUAGUAAGAAGUAUUUGACUAUUUGUCAGAAUUGUCUGACAGCAUUCAAAGGAAAGGUAAAUAUUUGUCUUCAGGGGGUUCCUUGCUUCUGUUCUCUUUUUAAAAAAUCAUUUCUUAAAACUUCUACACCAGUUGCUUCUAAAAAACCACAAAGCGGUUUACAAGACAAUAACACUGAGAAAAAAUUACAACCAUACUUUAAAACACACAGAAGUUAAAAUACUAGAACAGAUUAAAAUUACCUCAGCUUUCUAAGCAACUAGAGUGCUUCUCUGUGUAAUGUCUUGAGUGACUGAGCAUUUGUAACAGAGUUAAAUAUUCAGUUACAUGAGCAAAGAGAUGGAAGAAGGAAAAUAAUAAAGUGUGUAUGUCUAGUUACGUAAUAAUUAAAGUUGAAAACUUUAAUUAGCUGAUUAGUCAGCUUAAAAUGAGGGCCAAUUUUGUAAUCGUUUUGUCUUGUAAACUUGCUUUUUGUUAACAAUUGAUAGAACAUUGUUUCUGAUGUUGAAACAAACAAAUUCCUUCCAGUAGCACCUUAGAGACCAACUAAGUUUGUUACUGGUAUGAGCUUUCAUGUGCAUGCACAGUUCUUCAGAUACUUCAGAUACUGAAGAAGUGUGCAUGCACAUGUAAGCUCAUACCAAUAACAAACUUGGUUGGUCUCUAAGGUGCUACUGGAAGGAUUUUUUGUUUUUGUUUCGACUACAGCAGACCAACACGGCUACCUACCUGCUUCUGAUGUGUUCAGGUAAUAGAGGAUGAAAAAGGAGAAAAAGUAAAGAUGUCCUUUCCUUCUAGCGCUGCACAGUUACUUUUGUUUGUUGAACAGUAACUUCUCAUAUGCUUCAUUUCUUCAAAACCUGUACAGUGGUACCUCAGGUUACAGACGCUUCAGGUUACAGACUCCACUAACCCAGAAAUAGUACCUUGGGUUAAGAACUUUGCUUCAGGAUGAGAACAGAAAUCGCCCAGCAGUGUGGCGGCAGCGGGAGGCCCCAUUAGCUAAAGUGGUACCUCAGGUUAAGAACAGUUUCAGGUUAAGAAUGGACCUCCAGAACGAAUUAAGUUCUUAACCCAAGGUACCACUGUAAAAGAAUAUUGGGCCAUUAUGUGUGUUAUACACCUGGGCUCCAUACUUCUCAAAUGCUAUAAACUUAAUUUUUACUGGCUUUCCCAGGAGGAGGAGUUGAAUUGUGGGCAGUAUCUAAUUUCUUUUUAUAACUGUUCUUACUUGUUACGUUUUUAUUGUUUUAUUAUUGUACACCACUAUGGUAUUUUGUAAUGUUAAGCAGUUCAUAAAUAUUCCAAAUAAAUGCCGCAGACCUAAGCACACUUAAGUAGGCAAAGGUCCCAAAUGAACCCACAAGGACUUAUGUGUAAAUAUCAACAGGACGAUACUGCUAGUGUUACUAAUUUAGCUUGCAAUAUUUCUCAAUCAGUAUCUACACCUUGUUACGCUAACUCCCCUACUACUCUAUCAUUCAGUGAUAGAAUUGUUGCACUUUCUAACAUGUAGCAAAAAGCUAUCCAUGCAGAUACAGGUAACUUACAACUUGCGCUUAUUUAACAUACACGCUUGCCUUUUUUGUGAUGCAAAAAUGGUGUGCACAGGAAAAAAAGAAAUGGCACGAAAAUGGUGUGAAGGGGGAGGGGAAUUGGGGGGAACAGGAAAAAAUUGAAUCUUCUGGUCCAGAGGAUUGAGAAACUCUUGGAGCCGCAUGGGAGGUCAUAUAAGAAGCUGGAGGGGAGGAGGGGGAAUUGGUGAAGAUGGCCUCCUUUCCCAUUCUGCUGAGGGAAGCCUUCAUUGGAUCAAAGUGCCUUCUGCCCACAGAAGGACAUCACUGGACAGGCACCCAAUAUUAAAUAAUGUGAUUUCUAGGUCCUGCUACACAUACAACAUUGAUUAUGCAAAAACCCCAGUACAUCCAAUGGCAAUUGUAUGCUGCCAAUACAGUGGUACCUCAGGUUAAGUACUUACCGUAAUUGUUCCGGAGGUCCGUUCUUAACCUGAAACUGUUCUUAACCUGAAGCACCACUUUAGCUAAUGGAGCCUCCCGCUGCCAUCAUGCCGCCACCACCCAAUUUCUGUUCUCAUCCUGAAGCAAAGUUCUUAACCCAAGGUAUUAUUUCUGGGUUAGCGGAGUCUGUAACCUGAAGCGUAUGUAACCUGAAGCGUAUGUAACCCGAGGUACCACUGUAUUGAUGUCGAUUUUAGAUGGCUGAAAAUUCUUUUAAAUAAAUCACAAUAAUUGAACUUGUGAGCUUCUCAUAGGCAUGUGGAUGGCCACCAUAGAAAAUAUGUUGGACUAGAUUAAUCUUUGGUCUGAUCUAGCAAGGCUUCUUUCAAGUUUUUGAGUUGCAUUGUGUUGUACACAGAAAUGUUCUGUAUAAAUAAGUUUUUUUCUGUAGACCUGAUAUACGUCUCUUGAUUUAUCCUGUCAAAAUGUGCAAAAACAAAUAUUGUAAAAGUCUAGAGAAGAAAUCAAAAUAUUAAUAAUCUGGAAUCUUUUACCAUUGAAGAACACAAUCAAUAAAUGACAUGCUGAGGCUUGACCUAAUCCAGGGAUAGGAACCAGCUGCUGUGUGAUUGGAGUUCUCAUCAUCCAUGAUCACUGGACACAUGCUGGGACCCAACAGCAUCUGGGGGCACCCAAGAGUUCCUCAUCCCUGAUCUAAUCUCUGUGGGGAAUGGUUUGUAAGCCCCUUGAGAACAUAACACAUUGUUGUAUAACUACGUAGUGUACUGUUUGCAGCAGUGAAUGUAUGUAAAUUAAGUGGAAAACUUUGGGCAAGAUAAGGAGCAGGUCUGAAAACUUGCUUGGCUGGAAUUUUAUCUGCAUGUGUUACACGUUUUCUUUUGUCUAGGAUGAAUGAAAUGAGCCUGAACCCUGUAGGGAUGGAGCAGCUGACAGCUUCCUCUGUGAGCAAUGCCCUGACUGUCUCGGGAAGCCACUUAGGAUUGGCUUCCUCACCAACACACAAUGCCAUACCAGCACCAGGUAACAUAGCAAGCUGGGGGGGGGGCCUCUUUUUUGUGUUAUGUAUAUCUUUGUGCUGUUUAGACUAGGAGAAGGUGUGCAGCUGACCAGGCCUAGGAAAGGUUGGAGGCCUGCAUUCCUCUAUUCAACGGAAGUUGCUCUUACUUUGGUCCUUUGUCUCGUAUUAUGGUGCUCCGGCUACCAAAGCUUGGCAUCUGGGGAUCCUGGUGGCAUUUCCAUAUACUUUCAGUUAUAUGAGCAUUUUUGAAAUGUUACCAAAAAUACAAUGACUACCCACAGUGCAGAGUUCUGCUGUGAAGCAACUCCCAAGAACAGCAGCAAAGGGGGUGAAAAACUAUUAAAAGAAGCUUAAGCAGCAUUUCCCCCAUUGUGGUUAGAAACCAAUACUUUCAAUGAUCCUCCUCAUUUUAACCCCCUCCCCCAAUGCUUCUUCUUAAUUUAUUGGCAGUAUAAUUGCAUUUUAUUUGCAUUUUGUUUCUGCUAGGAUUACCAGUUGCAAUUCCAAAUUUGGGGCCCUCCUUACCCUCUGCUUUAUCCCUGAUGCUUCCAAUGGGCAUUGGGGAUCGGGGAGUGAUGUGUGGAAUACCAGAGAGAAACUAUACCCUACCUCCACCGCCAUACCCUCACCUGGAGAGCAGCUACUUCAGACACAUUCUACCUGGUGAGUAGUGCGGCUGGAUGGAGACGUGUGUUGAGAUUGAAGUCUUUAUUCAGCAGGAAGGUUUAUGGGAGAACCUCUUGCAGGGGGAAUGAGUAAUAAUGUUGGUCCUAAAAGCCCCUGUGGGUUAGAUGGCAGGAUAUAUAUUUCAGGGAAAGGGUUAAAAACUUGGUAAGUUAAGGAAGUCUCUCCCAUUUUUAAAAAAACGUUUAACCAUUAGUCAUAUACAGAAGCAGGCUUUUCGCAGAAUUGUAUUUGUAUGCCUUGUUUUCUUUCUCUCAUGGCUUGAGAAAUCUUGGAACUGCAUAGAAUUGCUGUUUGUUAGUCUUAACUUUUUCAUGAUUUGGGGUUUUUAUUUAUUAAAUUUAUAUCCUGCCCUUCAUCCCAAAGGAGUUCAAGGUGGCUUCAAAGAGCAACAGCCUCUAGAACAGGAGUAGACAACAUGUCACCCUCCGCAUGUUUGGACUACACUCCCAUCGGCCCAGCAGGUGCUGCCAAGUGAUCAAAGAUGAUGGGUUUGAAGUCCAAAACAUCUGGAAUUCACCAUGUUGGCUAUUAGAGAUUUAGAACUGUUGGAUUUUUAUUUGUACAUAUAGAUUGCUGUUAGGUUCAGCCACUUGAAACUUGACUUUUUAUUGCAAACUGAUCCUCUUCUCACUUUCUCUUCUCUUUUCCUCCCUUCUCUUUUCUUUUCUCCCCUUCUUCAGGUCUUUUAUCUUAUUUAGCUGACAGACCUCCACCUCAGUACAUCCACCCCAACAAUAUAAAUGUUGAUAGUAAUCCAGCUUUAUCUGUCUCCAACAACCCUUCAGGCCUAGAUCCCUACCAGCCCAAUGGAACGGUGGGUCUCGAACCAGGCAUUGUCUCCAUGGAUUCCCGCUCAGUGAACACACACAGCACCCAAAGCUUGCAUCCCAGCGACAGCCAUGAGGUAGCUCUGGAUACCACAAUCUCCAUGGAAAGUGUUUCGAGGGUUACCAGCCCAAUCUCUACUGACAGGAUGGCUGAGGAACUUACAAUGGGUGAUGUGGCUGGGGAUCAUUCACAGAUUGCAAAUGGAAGCCAUAGUCAUGAGCCUCUAGCUGUGGAUGCUGUGGGUAGCAGCUUAGCCACGGACACUGUAGGUCAUAAUGGCGUCCUUCCUAUUCAUGGUAGCAGCUUGGAGCUUCCUGUUGUUAUGGAGCCUGACCACAUUGCAGGCCGUGUCAGUGGUCUAUCUGACAGGACGCUUGGCGACUCCAUUCAUGCGGUGGCCAUGAGCAGCAAUUCUGUGAGUGUGGCACUUUCUACCUCACACAACCUCACAUCCCUGGAAUCUGUCUCCUUACAUGAAGUGGGUCUCAGUUUGGAGCCUGUGACUUCCAUAAGCCAGGAAGUAGCCAUGGGACAAACUCACGUGGAUGUCUCCCCAGACAACCUUUCCUUUGUGCCGUCAUCGCUGCAGAUGGAGGACUCCAAUUCAAACAAGGAGAACAUGGCUACCUUGUUUACCAUAUGUGAGUGCUUGUCAGUGUAUGCUUGCCUCAGUCUCUAGGUAUUUUUUUGCACUGCAAGGUAGAACGUUUCUUGCAGUAAACGUAUUUACUUCUGGUGGCAGAGUCCAGCUGAACCAUAAAAGAAAUCUAACAGAAGUUGGGGAAAACUGGGCUAAAUCUUACAUUGUACAGAACUGUCAUUUAAAGAAACCAACACUUUGGUGUGUAUUUUUCCCUUUUUUGUCAGCCCAGUUGAUUUCUCCUUCCAGAUUACAAAAAACAAGUUUUUUCAGCUCAUAGUGCAUACAGACAUACCUAGACACAGGAGUGGGUGUGGGUUGUUCCACUGUCACUGCUCAUUCCCUCACGUCUAUACAUACAGGCUCUAAAGUGAAUGCAGCUCAUUUGUUCUUUGCCCCUCCCCCCACUUUCUAAUUGUCCCAAGUGUUUUCCCUGCUUACAUGUUUGUUUGGUGUUUUGUUAUCUUCAUUAUUAAAAAAAGAACACAAGCCCUGUUCCCUUUUUAGCACUUACUUAUAUUUAUUUGGAGACAUUCUUAGCCACACUUCACCAUAAAGGCCCAGGGCAGGUUGCAAUAUUAUCUUGCAAAGUUAAAAUUGAAACAGAAUAGAAGACAAUAGAAGCAGGUCCCUUGAAAAUCUGCUCUGCCCAAAGAAAGGUACAAGGUGGUUUCCUGUUUGGUGGACCCUUUUGCCAGUUAGUGCUGUUGGGCCAGGAACUGGAAGAAAAACUUGAUCUUGACUUUUAAAUGGCUAUGUUCCCACAACAGACUUUCCUCUAACUAAAACUAUGUCUGUUUGUAAGCACCCUUCCAUGUGUGCACAUCCCUGCUGCACAUAGGAAUAAUUCACCUCCACCUGCUACUCAGAAUAAAGAACCUGUCUUUCCAUCACAUUUUAAUUUAGUGUAAAUUGGUCUUGUCCAUGCAGACCUACAGUAUGUUAAUGAUGUGUAUUUCCUCCCUCAAAUAAAUAAAUUAAAAAUUGAGCAAACCCAACUUCUGUAGUAUUUUCUGCCCUGGUCACUUGAAGGCAAUUUUUAAUUUCCACAAAAAGCUGGGCAAGUCAUUACUGUAUUUACAAAUGUGCAGGAUUAGAAAAAGAAGACUGCAGGCUCUUUGUGUUAACUAUUUGUAACUUGAUUUUUUGUAUUUGUGACACCCUCAUCUUGCCUGACUUGCUACAGUAACAAUAUCCCCAAUGUUCUGUGUCCUCCCUCAACUGCAGGGUGCACACUCUGUGACAAGGCCUACCCAUCUGAUUGUCCAGAUCACGGGCCUGUGACCUUUGUUUCAGACACCCCAAUCGAGAGCCGAGCCAGGCUUUCUCUCCCGAAACAGCUUGUCAUCCGCCAGUCUCUCAUGGGAGCCGAAGUUGGUAAGGAUACCGUUAACUAGAUUUUUAUGCGGUGGGGUAUGGUUGAUUGGGGAGAGAAAAGGAAAUCCCAAGUGAAUAAAACCUCAUAUGGUAAUAGUGGAAAACAAGAUAAUUAAAAGGUGGAAUUUGGAAAGAAAUUGGGUCUGGGCAGUUCAUUUGUAAAUGGGUGUACAAGACAAGAAUAUGUGUUUUGUGGUCAGAGAACGGUGGGAGGUAUUUUUAUAUUGUGCCAGUGCUUAUUGUUAAGUGAUUAAUGAGAAAAGCAAUAACAUUGUCGAGACUUGUUGCCUAGAUCAGGGGUGGCUACACUGUGGCCCUUGAGAUGUUGCUGGACUACCAUCAUCUGUGACUCUUGACCAUGCUGGCUGGGGUCCAACAACAUCUGCUUCCCCACCAUGUUUGCAUUUUCUUAUGUAGAACAGUUAACCUAGCUACAGCAACUAUUAUAUAGCCCUAUAAAAUUUUAGUGCCUCACAGCUCCUUAAGGAAGGUAGUUGAUCUGGAGGUAGGGGUUGAUAAUUAGAAGAUCAAGAGUCUAGCAGCAAGUCAUUUCACUCCCACUCAAUGCAAGAUUCUUAAUAGGUAGUAUUCUCUGUAGCGUAUUUUUUAUGUCUGCAAAGGUACAUUAGUUUACACUAAUAGAGAUUGUCACCUUUUCUCUUCAGGUGGGCAGUAUUGUCAGUUAUCAACAUGUCUUGGAUCUUCCUCCUUGGGUAUGGCCACUAGAUAAACUUUGGCAAUGAAACUCUGACUCAGUCAGUUAGUGGAAUUAGGCCUGGGCAUUCAUAGAAACUUAUUGGUUGUAUUUAUAUCCAUGUCUUUAAAUGUUUCAUUCAAGCCCUGUGACAUUAUAGUUACUUGUGCUUCUGAAAACGCAGCUCCAGAUCCGCUAAAGUAGCAACUUUUAUUUGGCCUAAUCUUCUCUGUUUUGCAAGGGUUUAAUUAAACUCAAAGAUAAGUCGGUGGGAGGAGUGAUGCUUGAGUCCGAAACUGCCAUGACAUUGUUGCUGCAAUGUUCAUAAAGGGCUUGAAAGCCCUCAGGCCAAUGACUUUCAGACUUUAUAUCUUCAGGAGACACUUUCUGCAAUGACUAACUUGUUACAGAACCCUUGUAUGUCUCUUACGGCUUUCAGGAGAUCCUGGGGUAUCUUCUAAGAGCUUACAUUCAAUUUAUGUGCCACACCAUCCAGGUCUGGUGGGUCUGUCUUCUUGAACUGAUAGUAUGAGCUACCUCUCUCCUACAGCAGUACAUUUGGAACCCCUUGGUUGAAAACCCUCUGCCUUAAGGCAUCACUCUCUUGGAGUGACAAUUAACAGCCUGGACGGAAAUGUUUAGUGGAGUAACUGGGGAGAUUAUGGAGAACCUAGUUAUUCUAACUGUGCAAAGAAUUGGCAACCUGAGAUGCUUGCUAUAUUCCUGGCUGCUUCUGCAGUUUCUGAAAUAAAAAUUUUCUAUUUUUGCAGGAAGUGCCUUGAAAACUUAAAUGAGCGCAGGAGGUCAGGACCUCACUUUCACAACUCGACUGAAAGUAAAUGAUUUGAUAUUAGAAGAAAAAUAGAUUGAUGCAGUGAUUAACAGUUGAGCGUACUCCCAAGAGUGUUAUGUGAUAGUAGUUGUUCCUGUGACUAUCUCAUUUUGUAGAUGCUUUCAUGGGCUGAUGCUUAGCAGUAGUCCUCUGAGUGCUAUACAACAUUACAUCUUUGCAGUGGUGGUGUUGGAAUUUGUUAGGUGUAAUCAAUGGAUUGUUGUUUUUAAACCUGUUGGCAGGUGUGUUGGCUAGAGAAACUAUUCCUGUACGCACUUGCUUUGGACCCCUCAUUGGGCAGCAGAGCCACUCCAUGGAAGUAGCAGAUUGGACAGACAAAGCUGCCAAUCACAUUUGGAAGGUCAGUUUGUGUUGUCAUGUUCUCCUCUUCAUUAUUGAACCUUGUGCAAAAAAGACAACUUGGGUUUGCCUUGUCUUCUUUUGUGUGCAUGCACAAAAAAUGGCAACAUGACAUUGCAUAUGAUGAGAAAAGUGGCAAGUUAUCCUGAAUUAAAUGGUAUCUGUAUGUAUCAUAUUCCAUUUUCAGAUCUGAAAAAGUGCUUGAGAGACUUGCCUUCCUUUUCCCCAGCUAUAAUGCUUCUCUUAAGAAAUAUAAUACUCUCUUAAGAAAGGUGUGUGGAGCUUUUGGCUCUCUGGAUGUUGCUGAACUACAACUCCCAUCAGUCCCAGCAAGCAUGGCCAAUGACUAGGGAAUUCUAGUACAGCAACAUCUGGAGGGCCAAAGGUUCCCUACACCUGUUUAAGGCUUGUCUGCACAGCAGGCAAAAUUGAGUUUACCACUAUGGGCUUUAUAGCUGCCUCGUCCUUCUUUCCUUUCAUCCUUGUGAACUGAAGCCCUGUCAGGGAGCUCUAGCACAUAGUGCCUUACAAAGGUUCAGAUCAUGGCGUCUUGGAAAUCGGGGUGGGAGGGAGAAUGUGCUUCUAGAAAUGAAGCUAGUCUCUAAUAAAGGAUGGUCCAUAGUAUGAUGUCUUCAUGUUUAGUUUACCCCAUCUUUUUAGACUGUUUCCAGUACUUAAUAAAUUUGUUGCAGGAAAGUCCUGGCUGUAAUAUUUCCUCCAUGUAUUAUUUCUUCCAUGCUGCUGCAGCGACAGUCUCUGUGGAGAGAUUUUCCAAACAUUUCAACUGGCACUUCUGUCUUACUUUUCUCUCAUCAGAUGUACCACAACAAUGUCCUGGAGUUCUAUAUCAUCACAACUGAUGAAAAUGAAUGUAACUGGAUGAUGUUUGUGCGGAAAGCCAGGUGAGAAAACGAUACACUUAGACAGGGUUAGGUAUCUUAGUGGAUCAGUCAUACUGGUAUGAUACACAUUCCUCCAUGUAUUGUAUCAGAACCUUAUCAUUCUAUCUCUCUUUUCUCUGCCCCCAUUUUUACUUGAAAUAGCACUCUUUAGUCCAGGCAUAGGCAAACUCUGCCCUCCAGAUGUUUUGUGACUACAACUCCCACCAUCCCUAGCUAACAGGACCAGUGGUCAGGGAUGAUGGGAGUUGUAGUCUGAAAACAUCUAGAGGGCCGAGUGUGCCUAUGCCUGCUUUAGUCCAAUAUUUUGAACUCAAAAGUGUAAUUCAAGAAAACUUGUUCCAACCAUACGUGUUAUCAUAGAACUACACUGGUUAACAGAUGGUUUCUGGACCCAACUGAAAAUGUUCUGGCUUUUGAGACACUAUCUGAAUUUGGGGCACUUAGAGCAAUGUAACUUUUAGGCUUAGGGACCAAAUGUGGCCCUCGAAGCCUUGCUGUCUGGUCCCUGGGAUUGUCCCCAGCUACAUCCCCGACUUGCCUUGCUUCUCACCCUCGAGUGAUUUUGCUUCACUACAUUGUAUACUUGAACUCCCACGUCAUUUAUAUAAAUGGAGGAUAGGGGUAGGGGUGUGUUUGUGUGUGUAUAUAGAAACUAGCCUACUGUAGAAAGGUGAACUUUACAUUCACUGCUCUGCCCACUCUUGACCUACCACAGGUCCCCAGAAAGAAAUGCAGCCCUCAGACUGAAAUAGGUUCCCUGCUGAAGGUUUAAAUCAUAAUAAUAAAAAUAAUACUAACACACCCACACUGUCAACUUCAGCUCAGGUUCACCUUUCAUGUACACAGAUGUGAGUCAGUAACUAUAUAUUACAAGAUCCUAAGCCCCUUUGUUGCCCUGACAUGUCCCCAAAAUAUGCCAGCUUUGGGGCUGGGUUAGUUAAUACCCUCCUACUGUGAUCAAAUGGAGGGGGACAGAGACAGCUUCCUCUCCUGCCUUGGUCAUCGUUGGAAACAGUCAUAGUUGGUCAUAGUUGGAAACAGGGCAUAGGCUGUGGUGCAGUAGCUCUGCUAUGGAUUCUUCACCCAUUCCUCCAUAGGAUUGCUCUGCCCUUCUUUAGGCCCACUUAAACCUUUCACCAGUACAGUAGCACCUCGGCUUCAGGUAACAUGAACGGCAAACCUGGAAGUGUUUCACCGCACACAUGCACAGCAGUCCCUCCAGUUGCAGAAACCUCGGAAUCCGACCGGAGCUCCGGAACAGGUUCCGUCUGCAACCAGCGGUACCACUGCACAACUAGUUAACCUCCACUUCUAAGCUUCCGGCUGUAUUGUUUGGCAAAAAGGGUCAAAUGUUUUGGUGCAUAUUCACAGCAGACUUUCCUGAAAUGGGCUGCAGUAAGUUUGGAUGCAAGUCGCGGGGAGUAAAAUAUGCAGGGUGUCAAAGACAUAGGAUCCAGGAGUCCAGAGGUGGACAUUGGGAAAGCUUAAAAGUAAAACAGUGACAUCUGAAUCUUGCAAGGGAAUAAUGCGACUAUUGGUCAUGCUGCCUAGAGCUGAUGGGAGCUUGGAGUCCAACAACAUCUGAAAGGAUACACAUUCCCCAUCCCUGUUCUAAAGAAGCUGUCUGCUCCAGGAUGGAAGUCACCCACUGUGCGGACCACUGGAUGGAAUUGAGUAGUAUUACAAAGCUGAAUUUCAGAAAGGUCCAAAGCUCCACUUCUUCAUUCAGCAGAAAUAUUUUUUUUCCUGACAGCUACAAAAGUAGUCAGUUACUGUUUUGAAUUAGCUUGUACUAAGAAUGUUAAGCAUUCCAGAAAUAUUGAUAGAAUAAAUAUAAAUACUAUGUCACAUUUAAAUUGAUUUCCUCUCUGCAUAUAACAGGAAUCGGGAAGAACAAAAUCUGGUGGCUUAUCCUCAUGAUGGAAAGAUUUACUUCUGCACCUCACGCGAUAUCCCUCCAGAGCAUGAGCUUCUAUUUUACUAUAGUCGAGAUUAUGCCAGACAGAUUGGUAAGCAGUUUGAUGCACUUAAUUGAAUGUAUCCUUUAGAAAGCAUCCACUUGCCUUCAGUUUGCCUCUUAUCAGAGCUAUGUUUGAAUGGAUUUAGCUCCAUAUUGUUAAUUUUAUUCAUGUCCAGAAUGUGGAAUUCUAAUUCUAGGUAUUUUACAAAAUGUUUGCCAAGCUGGGUUAUUUUGCAGGCUGGGAAGCUCAGUUAUGAGCUUUGAAGCUUGUGCAACAUCAGUUACCAAGGAACAGAAACUCUGUAAUGCCCAAUUUGCACAUUAUUGGCUUUACAUCACUAUCUGACCAUUUGUUUGCACAAGCUACUAGUUUUUAACUUUUUCUGUGCCUUCUUUUUAGUCAGGAAUAUUUUCUUGUCUUUUGUUCCUGCAAAAUGCACUGAAUAAAAAAGGAAGACCAGUCACCUUUAAGCAGAGCCAAGCUGUGAUGCUUGAAACUCUGAAAUCUUGUUUUUGCGUUAAAGGUGUUCCUGAGCAUCCUGAUGUGCACACUUGUCACUGUGGAAAAGAAUGUGCUUCCUACACAGAAUUCAAGGCCCACCUGAGUAGUCACAUCCACAGCCACUUCCCAGCCAGGGGCACAGCAGCAACCAUGGACCAGGCCACAGUAAGGAGAGAAAGUGGAAAUGCUCCAUGUGUCCUCAAGCUUUCAUCUCACCUUCUAAGCUUCAUGUUCACUUCAUGGGGCACAUGGGCAUGAAGCCACACAAGUGUGAUUUCUGUAGCAAAGCCUUUAGUGACCCUAGCAAUCUCCGUACACACCUCAAAAUACACACAGGUAAGUGAAGAUGUUAAAGUUCUGGAGUUGAUAACGUGAGACUUGAGUUGCCUUGGUUGUUAAUGAACUGUAUUGCUGUGGACAAAUUUCCACAGGCAAACUCAGUAUGAGCUCUCAAUAUAGUUUUUUAUUUCUGUGAAAGAAACUGCAAAUUUGUUGUUGCUGAGUGACUUGGUUAAUUUUUUAUUAGCGUUCUUUUUUUGCCUUUGUCAGAAAGUCCAAGGUAUUUGGCAGCAUCCUCCAUCCUACCAAGCCUCUUUCACUAGAAAUGAACAUUGUAUGCUAAGUUCCAGCUGUUGCAUACUGUGCCCCAGAGCCCUGCUUAAAGUCCCCUGCACAAAAUAGAAAGAACAUAUGGAAAUGAGCUUUAUUAUCUUGCUUACAAUGCCUUUUCUGUAGAUCCUUCUAUCCCAAUUUACCAUUUCUGUUCAAUAUGUAUUUGACUAAAUGCUCCGUUUUUAGCCUUUAGCCAGAUUUGAAAAAUUUUUCCAAAGAGGAAACACAGGGAGAUCAUGUGUUAUGAUGGGAAAGACUGUUGUGUGGCACUGUGAUGGAUCACACUGGGUGUAGGAUGAUGCAGUGUCCUGUCAGUAGUAAAAUGUGAGCAGAGCUCAGGGAUACAUACUCCCUGGCAUGUGAACAUGCAGCUGCCCCACAUAAUCAUUCCUUGUUAAUGGCAAACAGGGUGCUGGCUUAGGUUUUAAAGUGUUCAUACAAUUAUGUAGAAGGAACAGUGUAAAAUGGUCUUAUACCCCUUGUUUAACUAAUUCCAGGUCAGAAGAAUUAUCGCUGCGCUCUCUGUGAAAAGUCCUUUACUCAGAAGGCCCACCUGGAGUCUCACAUGGUUAUCCAUACAGGGGAGAAAAACCUCAAGUGUGAUUACUGUGACAAACUGUUCAUGCGACGGCAGGAUCUCAAACAGCAUGUGCUCACACAUACCCAGUAGGUACCGUAUUUUUCGCUCUAUAGGACGCACCAGACCAUAGGACGCACCUUGUUUUAGAGGGGGAGAACAAGAAAAAAAUAUUCUCCCCCUCUCUGCCCAGCGCCCCUUCAGCAAAGUGGCAGGAGGCACUGCGCAGAGAGGGGGAGAAUCUUUUUUUUUUGUUCUCCCCCUCUAAAACAAGGUGCCAUUCAAGGUGCGUUCAGUCGCCUUCAAAAGCCUUGGAAGCCUGGAGAGUGAGAGGGGUUGGUGCGCACUGACCCCUCUCGCUCUCCAGGCUUCAGUGAAGGCAACCCGAAGCCUCAGGAGCGUGGCAGGAGUUCCCGCUGCGCGCCGGAGACUUUGGGUUCCUUUCGACCUGCUCUUUGGGGUUGGCGGGGAGAAGAGCAGGUCAGGAAGAGCCUGCUCCGCAAGCUUCUCGGGGCUGCCGGGGAAGUCUGGGUCCCCUCCCCCGAGCCCCAAGGAUGCAUCCCGCUCGCUGUCUUGGCAUCUGCCAUAGCCACACGCAGCCUCUCCCGGCUGGAGAGGUUGCGUGUGGCUAUGGCAGUACCCCACCUCCGCAAAGCCCACAGGAGCCGCGCACCCUUUAAGGAGUGCGUGGCUCCUGCGGGCUUUCUACUACGAGGAGGGAGAAGGGACUGACUGGCCGCGUCAGUCCCUUCUCCCUCCUGAGGAAAAGCCCGCAAGAGCCGCGCGGAGCUUGAGCUUAUGUGCGGCUUUUGGGGACUUUUCCUGCCUGCCUCCCCCUGCAUUCGCUCCAUAAGACGUACACAAGUCUCCCCUUACUUUUUAGGAGGGGAAAAAGUGUGUCUUAUGGAGCAAAAAAAAUACAGUAACUUGCAGGGGAAAGAUAAUUUAGAACACCAGAUUUUCUACAGAAAUGCAGGUGUUGUCUCUUAUGCACCUCUCCUCUGCGCAGAACAGAGGGAGCGUGGUUGUUCAAUAGUGCUGUGUCUUUACUCCCAGGGUGAUUGACCACCCUUCCCAGGCAACGGCAGCCAAGUGCACAAAGCCUCUCAGGCUCUGUUCACAAGGCUGCCUUCGCACAGGUGGGCUACUGCUGCUCCUGGGAGAAAGAGGUAGCCCACCCGUGCCAAGGCAGAGGUGGUUGAGGCAAGCGCACUGACCUGCCUUGGCAUGGGCGGGAGGAGAAGUCUAACAAAGCCUCCACCCCGCUUGUGCAGGCUGGAGGUGGAGCUGUCUUAAGACUUCUCCGCUGAGGGGCAGGCAUCCAGGCACCUCUUAAUAGAGUAAUUUAAAUAAGCAACUGGUGGCAGAGGGAGAAGCGAGUUGUCUUCUUUAAACUGCUCCUCAGCAGAGCAGUUUAAAGCCCCAACUCUGGCCCUGUGGGGGCUCCAUUAAACUGCUCCUACCCCCCCCCCAGCAGAAGGCAGUUCAGGCAAGGAGCCAGGGUGGGGGCAGCCUGUUCCCAGCAGUGGGAACAAGCUGCACUGUCCCCAGCCUCAUGAAGUGCUGGGGUGAAACCACCUCAGCUCCUUUGUUAAGAGUAGCGACAGUUUCACCGUGGUGCCUCACAGGGCUGGGCCCAGUGCAGCUGCUUGUUUCAACAUCACUGUGUAUUGCUGUGUUUAAAUUCUGCUAUCACCCAGCCCUACUUUAAACCACAGCUUAGCUCAACUGGUGACAUGGAAACCAGAUCAAUAGCUGUUUUUUUUUAAAAAAAUAGAUAUAUUUAUCUCUAUCAGUCCACAUUCAAUCAUAAUUACAAAUGCUUCUUUUCUUCCUUGUUUAGAGAACGCCAGCUUAAAUGUCCCCAAUGUGAGAAGCUGUUCUUGAGGACAAACCAUCUAAAGAAACACUUAAAUUCUCAUGAAGGGAAGCGGGACUAUGUCUGUGAAAAAUGCUCCAAGGCUUAUUUAACAAAAUAUCAUCUCACUCGUCACCUAAAAAUCUGUAAAGGACCAACCUCCAGUCUCUCAGCCCAGGAAGAUGACGAGGAUGAUUCUUCAGAGGAAGAGGAAUUGAUAAACUCUGUAAGGAGUGACACCUGUAGGCUUAAUACAAACAUGUAUGUGACAAAUGACGCACUCUCUUGCCACAAAUAAGAAAUGGAGGACUUAAAAUAUAAAUCGACUCGACUUCCUAAAAUCAUGUUUAUUACACUACAGUGAAUUUCUGGGCAAGGACCAGAUCUCACCCCUUAUGAAAAUGGCGUAUGCACUCAGAGGUUUCAAGAAGGGUAAAAACAAACUUAUCACCUAUCCACUUCAAGUGUGGAAACUGCUACUGGUGAUUUGGUUGAAGUGCAAUGCAUGACUUAAGAAAAACUGGCAGAUACACCUCUCUGUAUUCUAGUCAGCUGCUUGGCACAAGAGCAGAUACCCUCAUUUACAGUUAAUAAAUUUGAUUUGUAUGCCAUCACAGCAGAACAGUGCCCGGACUCCUCCCCCACCCCAAAUGAUGUAUACAUUAGUUUGGGCUCAAUAUGAACUUACUUAAAUCAAUAUUCAUUGUACGCCAAUGAAUUGCCCAUGUGUUAAGACAACUAGUAUUUGCAGAUGAGACUGUUAAUAUACAGUAUGGGAUCAAUACAGGAAAGCAUGCUUAUAAUGCAGAUUUGGUUUUAGCAUGAGCCAGCAAUUUGCUGUAUAUAGUGCCAUAUGGUAUUACCUGUAUGGUUACUAAUAACCAUGUAUUUUGGGGAGUUCUGCUGCUAAUAUAUUUAUGGAAUGACGAUUCAUUUAAAAUCUGUUUCCUUAUGGAAAAAUUAAAACACUGCUUUUUAACGC
Podarcis lilfordi (Lilford's wall lizard) is the source of this 18053-nucleotide messenger RNA. NCBI's taxonomy places the organism in Eukaryota, Metazoa, Chordata, Lepidosauria, Squamata, Lacertidae. The record is from the annotation of a GenBank genome assembly.